Fusarium oxysporum Fo47 is the source of this 761-nucleotide messenger RNA. RefSeq lists its product as uncharacterized. Bases 318 to 761 code for a protein of 147 amino acids. NCBI's taxonomy places the organism in Eukaryota, Fungi, Ascomycota, Sordariomycetes, Hypocreales, Nectriaceae. The transcript has 3 exons. The record is from RefSeq and is a predicted model, not a curated record.
CUAUUAUUUGCGGUUUCGUAUCAUUGGUUUUGUCUAGGAUAUUUCUUGCUGAUGUAAGAAGGCGGCACUUCCAUUUCAUUGAGAACAGAUUGCUUGAGGUCGGCGUGGGAAGGGGUGACCGUGAGCCAACUGACCCAUCAGCCAUCAGCCAUCACCCAUUCGCACCUCCCCAUUUCCGGGCCUCUAUAUCCAUUCUGGCUCGUUUGUGAUCUUAACACUUUCAUUUUUCAUUCUUCAUUCUUUUCAGACUUCAGACUUCGCUCUCCACCACACAUCGACAUCGGUACAUCAACCUCACACUCUUCAUCUUCGUCAUCAUGUCAUCCAAUCAAGAUAGCACAGAACCUUGGGACUGCAUCAGCAGGAUUUCCGAGGAUACUCCUUCAUUAUCAUCUUCUUGGCAAGACCUGGGCGAGAGGCCUGAGGAACCUGAAAGUCAGACGGCCGAAACGGAGGGAAACCAACAAUCACAUGAGGCAGACACUGAAUCCGACGUUGGGGGGGUUCGAGGCCCACAAGUGCAGAGCAACCACAUCCAAAACCCAUUCAGAAACGUCGUGGAGAAUCAGUUGCCCGCGGCUGGUAGGACUCUACGGGGCGACUCCAUUGCAAUUGCCACCCAGAAAGUGAUCAUUGCUUUUGGCUUACCAAAAGGUUCAGUUACAAGCCGGUUGCAGAUUUUCAUAAUGGACUCAGUAUGGAAAUUAAUGGCUGCAGACAUUGCCGUCUCCUUCCUACUGUCAAUGUGCUGGAGUAGCUGA